This is a messenger RNA of Megachile rotundata (alfalfa leafcutting bee), 1389 nucleotides long. RefSeq names its product delta(3,5)-Delta(2,4)-dienoyl-CoA isomerase, mitochondrial. Gene Ontology annotation, molecular function: delta(3,5)-delta(2,4)-dienoyl-CoA isomerase activity. Gene Ontology annotation, cellular component: mitochondrion. The record is from RefSeq and is a predicted model, not a curated record. Lineage: Eukaryota; Metazoa; Arthropoda; Insecta; Hymenoptera; Megachilidae.
UCCACAUCAAUAAUAUAACAAAAGGCCAAUGAUCAUAACAGUCGAGGCCCUUAUAAAACCUAUCAAUCGAUCAACCAAUCAAUAUAAUAAAAAGUAUCGUAAUUCACCAUUGUAUUAUUAGGUGGCGAUAACAGUUAAAUCCUCCACAUUGACAGAACGAAAAUGAGAUUAUUGUAUUGGUGUUUGUAUCAUUGAUCCCUCAUUGUCCGUAAAUAGGUUGAGUGAACAAAAACACAAUAUUGGUAUAUGUAAAUCAUAUCAUAUGUAAAUCAAGUAUUUUACAAGUAAAAGUAGUAGAUAACGUUUCUCAUAAUAAGUUAAAUAAUGUCCCACUGCUACAAAAUUAAGUAGUGAAAUCUGAAAGUUGCUCUAAGUUUUAUCUCUUAUUUGAAUUUUAAAACCUGUUUAUUUUGCGUAUUAUAUUUGCUCCUUUAUCAAUAUGAUUUUAAACACAGUGUUUCGUUCAUUAAAAAAUAUAAAAUCGCAUAUACAAUACAGUUGCAAAAUGUAUAGUACUGGAAAUAUUUCUGAUAAAUAUAAAAUGCUAUCGGUAUCGGUACCAAAAGAAUUUGUUUAUAUGGUAAAGUUAAAUAGACCUGAGAAACUUAAUGCUUUAAAUAAUAACAUGUGGAAAGAAUUUAAACUUUGUUUUGAUGAAUUAGCAGUAGAACCAGAAUGCAGAGUGAUAGUUCUCUCCGCUGCUGGUAAAAUUUUUUGUGCAGGUAUUGACUUGCAAGAUAUGAUGAAUCUAGGUCAACAAUUAGUAGAGCACGAUGAUGUUGCACGAAAGUGUAAAGUUUUACAACAAAAAAUAAAGGGUUAUCAAGAUAGUUUUACUGCAAUAGAAAAAUGCCCAAAGCCUGUAAUUGCAGCUGUACACAAUGCAUGCAUUGGAGCUGGUAUAGACAUGAUAUCCGCAGCUGAUAUUCGUUAUUGCACUUCUGAUGCAUGGUUUCAAAUAAAAGAAGUAGAUAUUGGCUUAGCUGCUGAUGUGGGUACACUGCAAAGAUUUCCAAAAAUUAUAGGUUCUGAUAGUUUAGCUAGAGAACUAGUGUAUACUGCGAGGAAAUUCACUUCUUCAGAGGCAUUACAAUGUGGUUUCAUUAGCCGUUUGUUUGAUAAUCAGGAAAGUUUAUUGGAAAAUUCAAUGAAACUUGCAGAAGAAAUAGCAAGUAAAAGUCCAGUAGCAGUACAGGGAUCAAAAAUAAAUUUAGUUUAUUCAAGAGAUCAUUCUGUCCAAGAGAGCCUGGAUUAUAUUGCAUUACAUAAUCAAGCUAUGCUACAAAGUGAAGAUCUUGUAAAUGCUACUAUGUCUCAAGUUACCAAGACCCCGCCUGUGUUUUCAAAAUUGUGAUAUUUAAAUUUCUAAAGCUGUGAUAUACAUUUAUA